Messenger RNA from Priapulus caudatus, 997 nucleotides. RefSeq names its product techylectin-5A-like. The transcript has 3 exons. The record is from RefSeq and is a predicted model, not a curated record. The coding region runs from base 8 to 451 and encodes 147 amino acids. NCBI's taxonomy places the organism in Eukaryota, Metazoa, Priapulida, Priapulimorpha, Priapulimorphida, Priapulidae.
CGGAAACAUGAACGGAGAACAUUGGCUAGGCAACGACCGACUGAGCGCUCUCACUACCUCCGUACCGAUGCAGCUACGAAUCGAUCUGAGAAGAUUCUCGGGUGAGACGCGCUACGCCACGUACGAUGUUUUCAGCAUCGCUUCAGAGAGGGCGAUAUACAAACUCAACGUCGGCAUGUACCACGGCACUGCGGACGACUCGAUGAUAUCUGCUCAUCAUGGAAAAAAUUUCAGCACUCCGGACCGGGACAACGACACCCACGAGACCCAACACUGCGGUGAAACAUACAAGGGCGGUUGGUGGUACGGGGCCUGCCACCAUUCGAACCUGAACGGACUUUACGGAGAGGACAAUACAAAGGGUGUUGUGUGGUACACCUGGCCCGGUCACUCUGAAGCACUCAUGAGCACAGAAAUGAAAGUGAGACCCGUGCAAUACGCCCUCCACUGAUCGCGGAUGCUUGGCUGACUGCGAACCCGGGGCUCAGUGUCGAAAUAUGACAGAGUAGUACGCGCGUGCGUUCGUGCGUUCGUGCGUGCGUGCGUGCGUGCGUGCGUGCGUGCGUGCGUACGUGCGUGCGUGUCGGCUAGAUGAUAUUCGGGCGCGAAUAGUAGCCAGGAUGUACACAUUCCAUGCAAUGCAGAUAUACACAAAUGAGUACAUAAUAUAUAUAUAACUCUAAUGUGUAUUUAUUCCAAAGAAUUAAAUUUUCUACAGUCCGGUCUUGAUCACUAUACGCGAACACCGAAAAUUUCCAUAGCAGGAGUUUAAUAUCACCAGCUUCUUUAUUCUACAGUUAUUAUAUAUAGGUAAUUCACACUGACACAGUAGCAUGCUUCCCCGGGUUUUAUACGAACACACAGUGCUUGGAAACUAGCUCAUAUUAUUCUAGUUUUACAUACGGGUGGUAAUUUAUAAGGUAAAGACAGGAGCCUGUUAAACUCAACAUUGUAAACGUGGGGCCCGUUGUCAGAAACAUCGUAAAGUUAAUGUUAA